This is a messenger RNA of Cyclocybe aegerita, 738 nucleotides long. Lineage: Eukaryota; Fungi; Basidiomycota; Agaricomycetes; Agaricales; Hemipholiotaceae. The record is from the annotation of a GenBank genome assembly.
AUGUCGAAGAUCGUCAUCUUGUCUGCUCUCCUGUCCGCCCUCGGGACCUUGAGCGUCAGUGCUGUGGCGAUUACUUCUGCCCUCCCCUCUGGAGUCGUAGCAGCCACUCCAUCUGAUGACGUCUCCUCCAGCGUCCCGUCGACCCCCGUUGCGGCAGCUGCGCCAGGAGAUGAUGUUUCUUCAAGCCUCGCGUCGUCCUCUGUCAUAUCAGCCAUUCCUUCUGUGACAAGCGCCGCCGCCACUCCAGCAUAUCCCAUCAGCUCGAUUGUCGUGUCCAGCGCCGUGCCCAGUCCCGCGUAUCCCAUCGGCUCCCCCUUCUCCUGCUACUGUUACUUCCCAUCCGCCCCGGCCAUCACGUCCACAGGUGCCGCCACCCCGGCUUUCCCCUCCGGCGCUUCCCCCUCAGUCGUCAGCCCGACAGCCUCGAUCCCGGUCGUUGCGCCUACCCCAGACAUCCCAGUUGUUGCACCUACCCCAGACAUCCCAGUUGUUGCGCCUACCCCAGACAUCCCAGUUGUUGCGCCUACCCCAGACAUCCCAGUCGUUGCGCCUACCCCAGAUGUGCCUGUCCAGGCUCCGACGUUCGAUAGCGGGGACAUCAGCUCCACUGUCCCUGCGGGUGCUCCAAUUACCGUGACCAGCACUGCCAAUGGCAUACCGACCGUCAUCAUCACGAGCUACAUCGCUGUACCAACCGGUACAGUUCCCGCAGCCCCCGCUACAAUUACGACGAACUAA